AUGUCCUCAUUAUCUAAUGCUAUCCACGGCCAAUAUGGCCUUCAAAAUUUCAAGGCAGAGGAUUUGAAGCUAACAGAGGACGUCGACGAGGCUGUAUUCUUGCGUUUCUACCAGUUUGCGUAUGCUGGUUCUUACGAAGGGUUCGCUCCAGAUGACGCUAGUGCAACUGAAAACACUGUUAUGACGGGAGACAGCGCGGAACGCGCGAAACCAACUCGCUUUGCAUGCAAUAUCAACGCAUCGUACAUAGCCGCGGCUGCUGGCUGGGCUGAUCGCAAUGCCUGCUGCGACCUCUCUAGCCAGAAGAGAAUGGACACCAUUGUCAAAUUCAUUGACGGCGAGAGCAGCCACGUCGAGUUUCCAGCACAAGGGCAGCAAAGGCGCCUCCAGGUUCAGAGUCAGGGUUUAAGUUGCGGGAAUGACCUCAUUGGCCAUGCUAGGGUGUGGGCAUUUGCUCAACGAUUGGCUCACUGGGUUAUCUUGGUCCAUACGUUCAUGCGGACAUUCGAAAGACUUGUUCAACAUCUGUAUGACAAUCGUGCUACUGAGGGCCAUGCGAUACGACAGCUCGUGGCGCAAUUUGCGGCUUGCGCAGCUGAGGAUAUAACUACCUUAUCGGGCUGGCAUGAGUUGCUGCGGCAGUUUCCAGCAUUUGCCAUUGACUUCGCUCGCGAGGUUACUCGCCGACUCGCCGAACCAAAAACUUGCGCCAAGGAGAAAAUGGAAACCGAUGCAAGAGGCGCGUUAUGA
This is a messenger RNA of Beauveria bassiana ARSEF 2860, 750 nucleotides long. RefSeq lists its product as uncharacterized. The record is from RefSeq and is a predicted model, not a curated record. The transcript is spliced from 5 exons. The coding region runs from base 1 to 750 and encodes 249 amino acids. Lineage: Eukaryota; Fungi; Ascomycota; Sordariomycetes; Hypocreales; Cordycipitaceae.